Messenger RNA from Lineus longissimus, 2803 nucleotides. RefSeq lists its product as uncharacterized. Bases 1 to 2598 code for a protein of 865 amino acids. Gene Ontology annotation, biological process: mRNA 3'-end processing by stem-loop binding and cleavage. Gene Ontology annotation, cellular component: U7 snRNP. The record is from RefSeq and is a predicted model, not a curated record. The transcript is spliced from 4 exons. Gene Ontology annotation, molecular function: U7 snRNA binding. NCBI's taxonomy places the organism in Eukaryota, Metazoa, Nemertea, Pilidiophora, Heteronemertea, Lineidae.
AUGGCCGUGGCCACGAAAGAAAAGCGUGUUGACUUUCUUUCCGAUGAAUUUGAUCCCCUAACUGCCCUGUAUUCAGAAAAUGUUCCGCUUCCAUGCCCAGACGUUAAGCCAUUCAAUAAUCUUGCAGAAUAUGAGAAUGUCAUGCAAAGACGAAAUGCCGCCGUGAGGCAAGAGGCCAACAAAUGUCAAAUUAUGGUCCAAAGUGGAAGUGAUUCCACGGGCAUUAGGUCUAAAGAUUUUGCCACCGCAGACCCAUUGAUGAGGACCAAUGCUGAACGAGAGAUGCUGUUCAGACAGAUGAUGCAAAGGGCUGCGAAGAUCAAGCGGGAUCGCAUGGAGUUUGAUCCUCUGAUUCCAGAUUUAUCAGAAGAUGCACUAAUACAUGGCGCUGGAAAAACUUCACCACCGCUUCCUGAUAUGAUGUUGAAAGGAAAGCAGAAGUCGAUGAGUCAGAGAAAUGUCUUAAGUCGUAUGAAAGAAUAUGGAAAUCAAAGAAAGAAGGGUCCUUUGAGUUUAUUAUAUCGAGCUGUUGAAGAAAGAAUCCGAGUCAAGGUGUGGACAAGAAGCGCCAAGCAGCUAAGAGGUUACUGUAAAGGCUACAUUGUCGCAUUUGACAGGCAUUGGAAUUUGGCAAUGGUAGAUGUUGAUGAGGUCUUUUCCAAACCCUGCCUGCCAAGGACACCCUACCCAUCUUGUAAGGCACUCGAGGUGGAAACGGGAGAAGUUGUCAUUAUGCUGAAUGAAGAUGAACCAGAGGAAGAGACAAAUGGGAACUCAAUGGAUGCGUCGCAGUCGAAUAGUCCUGAUGAGGACAUUGAUGCUUUAGCAUUGAGGCUACAUAUGCUGAAGCAGGAGUUGUCCGAGAUUCCCUCUGAGGAAGAAAGUGCUGAAAGUGGGCCAGGUUUGUCCCAGAGUGAGCCGGAAAAUGAUGAGACUGAUGGAUAUGUCGAGAAAGAUAAUAGAUUCGAUGAGAAGAAACUGUUGACUCAAUCUAACAUUUCUGAAAUGACUGUUUCUCAGGGUGAAAAGCACCCUGCAGAUAUUCAUACAAAAACUGACAAAGACAAAAGUGGUGAGACGAGGUUUGGUUUACCUGAGUCAGAGUCUCAUCAAAAAGAAAAAGUUAGUUCAAAUGAUACCAGGCCUAUUGAUUUCAGGGGUGGUGGUGAUGCUCAAACGAAAAUGUGUUCUGGGGCAGUUGGUCCUCUUGGUGGUGCAGGGGAUGUGGGACGUUUAGGAGAGGUUAUGGGGAAGCUUCAGGUUGAUGAAAGUAGCAGUUCGGGUAAAGGAGAUGUGAUUUUUGAAGAGUGUGAUAUGGAAGUUGGCGGGUAUGAGGAAAUAGGGGCAGAGACUGUAGGUGAGGUGUGUGCUGUUGACAGAGGCGUGGUCCAGUCGGAGUUGGAGAAAGGGUCUAGUUUUGAGUCAAAGAAGUUGGAAAAGAAGUCUAAGUCGAGAAAGAAGCAUUCUAAGUCUGGAUUAGAAAAAGAACAGAUUCUUUCAGUGGAAUUGAAGGAUGGGUCUGUUAGCACUAAGGUCAAAAAGACUUGUAAAGCUGAGAAAAUGGAUUCAAAGAAAAAAUUGGCUGAGGAUGUUACCACUGAGAAGUCUGUAAGCGUUGGUGCGGAUGGUUCUUUGGUUAAAACUCAGAAGAAAUCUAAGAUGUCUAAAAAGAGUACAAGUGACAGUUCCACUGAGUUGUCGGGAAAAGACAAGAAAGAGCCAACAGCAGCAUUGCCUUUGGGUCCUGGUGCAGGAGAUACUAGAGAACAUCUAGGAGAGGCAGAGUCUAGUGACAGUAUUGCCAAGAUUGCAGGCUUAAUGAAGAUUCCUACGAAGUCAUUGUCAGCUUGGAAGAUUCCGAAGAAGAGUAGCAAGAAGUCUAAUGCAGAUCCAAACGUUGAAAAUCCAAUCGGAAAGUCGAGUGAUAACAUUGGUACUACAUGUAAGUCAGAAAAAUCUUGUGACAAGCCUGAUGAGAAGUCUGAAGGGAAGACCUCCACUGGGACUAAAACAACUUGGAAGAUACCAAAGUUAAGUAAGAAAUCAGAUAGUGUUUCAUUAUCUGAAGAAAGAUCUGAGGGUCUGAGUGCAACUGAGAUCAAUCCCCCAAAGAAACUUACACAGCAGGGAACUGUUAAAAAAUACUUUGGGGAUACUGUGAAAAAAUGUGAUGCCGAGGUUGUGGAACAGGCUUCGGGGGACAGUAAAGUUGUUAAAGCUUUGAAAGGGCCUGUAGAUGUGGUAGAGACGGAAGAAAAAACUCAAAUCGGAGAAAUCUCGACCAUUGUGUCUGAAAGGUUGAGAGAGGUAAAAGAAACUUCUGUCAGUGUUGCUAGAGCAUCAAAGGUGAGACCGACUUCUGAUGUGGUGGGUAGCAGAGUUCAGCCUGAAUCCGUGAAAAAAGCUCUUGGUCCCAAACCAAGAAACCCUAGGAAGGCCAAGGAUGUGCCAGUGAAACAGCCUGACCCAGUGAGAGAGCGGUUGAAGCUGGCGGGAGAGCUUAGUGCUGCUCAUUAUCUGAAGGGAAGGUUACACGAAAGACAUGUGAACAAAUUGUUUUUGAGAGGAGAUAAUGUCGCCAUGGUCAAUUUGUUAUAAAAAAAGGUUCUCCCCAAAUUUGUGACUUAUUCUUCUUGUUCAAGGCUUUUGUUUAUUUUGAUACUACCCCUUGCAAGUUUCUGACAAAAAUCAGAAGAACCUGGUAAUAGAAGUGCUGCUACUUCAACAAUAACCUGCCAUUAUGUAGUAGAGAUAUACAGUCACCUGUUAUUUUUUAGCAAUAUUUUUGUACAAUGUACAUAGG